AUGCGGGGUGGUGUCCUCUUUCUGGCUUCCCUCGUGGGAGCUAUGGUUCCACUGCAACCUCGAUCUUCGAAUAUGGACUGUCCUGGAUACAAGGCUACCAAUGUGAAUCAGCGUGGUGCUUCUCUGGAGGCUGACCUCACCCUAGCCGGGGAUCAUUGCGACUCGUACGGUACCGACCUGGAAAACCUCAAGCUUCUGGUGGAGUACCAAACAGAUGAUCGGCUCCACGUUAUGAUCUACGAUGCGGACGAGGAAGUCUACCAAGUUCCCAAGACAAUUAUUUUUCGCCCUCCCCACCGUCACGACAAUCAGCAUGAGAAUUCCAACCUUCGAUUUGACUUCGAACCCGAACCGUUCUCGUUCAGAGUUCUGCGUGGCGACGACGUCCUCUUCGAUACUUCGGAUACGAACCUUAUCUUCCAAUCUCAGUACCUGAAUUUACGCACCUGGCUACCCGAGAACCCGCAUCUCUACGGACUCGGAGAACACAUUGACUCGCUGCAGCUACCGACAAAGAACUAUACUCGCACACUAUGGAGUCGAGAUUCGUAUGGGCUUCCAGAGCUCGAAAAUCUGUACGGAAACCACCCGGUCUACGUGGAUCACCGAGGUGACUCAGGCACUCAUGGCGUUUUCUUCUUGAAUUCCAACGGAAUGGAUAUCAAGAUCGACCAGAUGGACGACGGACGCCAGUAUCUGGAGUACAACACGCUGGGUGGUGUGUUUGACUUCUACUUCAUGGCUGGUCCGACGCCGAAGGAUGUGAGCAAGCAAUACGCGGGCGUCGUGGGACUGCCUGCGAUGCAGAGCUACUGGUCCUUUGGUUUCCACAAUUGCCGAUAUGGAUACCAAGAUAUCUACGAAGUCGCCGAGGCCGUUUACAACUAUAGCCAUGCUCAUAUCCCUCUGGAGACCAUGUGGACAGAUAUCGACUAUAUGGACAGGCGUCGUGUUUUCACCCUGGACCCCGAGCGCUUCCCACUGGGUAAGGUGCGGGAGUUGGUGCAUCAUCUCCACCAGCACCAUCAGCACUAUAUCAUGAUGGUGGACCCUGCUAUCAGUGAUAGUGACAACGAGGCCUUCCAACGAGGAGUACAAGCGGAGGCUUUCCUUCAACGCGAUGGCGAACUAUACAACGGCGCCGUCUGGCCCGGCCUCACAGUUUACCCUGACUGGUUCAGCCCAGGAAUAUCAGGUUUCUGGAACGGAGAGUUCCGCCGCUUCUUCAGCGCACAAGACGGCAUCGACAUCGACGGCCUAUGGAUCGACAUGAACGAAGCCUCCAACUUCUGCCCCUGGCCCUGCAAGGACCCAGAGCAAUACGCCAAAGACAACAAUCUCCCCCCGACACCCCCAGCUGUGCGUUCGCCGCCCCGUCCUAUCCCCGGCUUCCCACAAGACUUCCAGCCGCCCAAGACGUCCAAGCGAAGCGACAAGCGUCGCGAUACUUCCAAGCGCAGUAAGGCCGGUCUGCCAGGCCGAAACCUCAUUGACCCUCCAUACAAGAUCGCCAACGGAGCCGGCUCAAUCAGCAACAAGACCAUUGAUACCGAUAUCAUACACACGGGCGAAAGAGGCUACGCAGAGUAUGAUACUCACAAUCUCUACGGAACGAUGAUGAGUUCCGCCUCACGCGAAGCAAUGGAAAAUCUCCGCCCCUUCAAACGACCCCUAGUCAUAACACGCAGCACAUUCGCUGGCGCAGGCAAACACGUCGGACACUGGCUAGGCGAUAAUCUAAGCCAAUGGGAUAAAUACCGACGAUCAAUCGCGCAAAUGCUCGCCUUCGCCUCGAUCUUCCAGAUUCCAAUGAUAGGCUCGGACGUGUGUGGAUUCGGCGGCAACACGACCGAAGAGCUCUGCGCGCGGUGGGCCAUGCUCGGCGGCUUUUACCCGUUUUUCCGCAAUCAUAAUAGCAUUGAUUCUAUUCCGCAGGAGUUCUAUCGGUGGCCUGUUGUGGCGGAGGCGGCGAGGAAGAUUAUUGAUAUUCGGUAUCGGUUGCUGGAUUAUCUUUAUACGGCGUUUCAUCGGCAGAGUGAGACUGGUGAGCCGUUUCUUCAGCCGUUGUUUUAUUUGUAUCCUGGUGAUGCGAGGACGUUUGGCAAUGAGGCGCAGUUCUUUUAUGGGGAUGCGAUUCUUGUUUCGCCGGUUGUUGAGGCUGGUGCGACGAGUGUUGAGGCGUAUUUUCCCGACGAUCGGUUCUAUGACUGGUUUACGGGGAAGAUUGUGCAGGGGAUGAAGGAGAAUGUUGAGCUGGAGUCUGUUUCGGUCACGGAUAUCCCGAUUCACAUUCGUGGGGGCAGCAUUAUUCCGUUGCGGAGUAAGAGUGCCAUGACGACCACCGAGUUGAGGCGGCGUGGGUUUGAGAUCCUCGUUGCGCCAAACCCGAUCGGAUAUGCACGUGGCGAGUUGUAUCUUGAUGAUGGGGAGACGCUGGUGCCGAACGGUACCUCGCUGGUGCAAUUUGAGUUUGUCAAGGACAAGUUGAGUAUUCGGGGUCAGUUCGGGUAUCAGGCUGGGGUUGUGAUUGAGUCUGUUACGGUGUUGGGGCAGAACGGGCUGUCGAACCGCAGUGCUGCCGCGAAUCAGACGGACGGAGCUGUUCUGUUUGAUGAAGAGAAGGGGAGUGUGACCAAGAAGGUCACGAUUGAGUUGAAUGGGCCUGUUGUGGUGGAGAUUUAG
This is a messenger RNA of Penicillium manginii, 2682 nucleotides long. It is a transcript of the gene agdC, whose product is annotated as putative alpha-glucosidase. The record is from RefSeq and is a predicted model, not a curated record. The transcript has 6 exons. Lineage: Eukaryota; Fungi; Ascomycota; Eurotiomycetes; Eurotiales; Aspergillaceae. Bases 1 to 2682 code for a protein of 893 amino acids. Gene Ontology annotation, biological process: carbohydrate metabolic process. Gene Ontology annotation, molecular function: carbohydrate binding; hydrolase activity, hydrolyzing O-glycosyl compounds.